Molecule: messenger RNA, 1569 nt
Organism: Castor canadensis (American beaver)
Lineage: Eukaryota; Metazoa; Chordata; Mammalia; Rodentia; Castoridae
Source: RefSeq, a predicted model, not a curated record
AUGAGCUUUGCAGCCUGUGCAUUGGGCAGGUUCCCAUUUGCUCAUACUCCCUGCAGUUUGUGCCUCCAGGGGCAGCGAGUCAACAUCAGUGUUCAUUUUGGAAAUGACCUUUCUGAUGCUAUAGAAGUAUUGGAUGAAGGAUGUUUUACUACUCCAGCUUCUUUGAGUGAAUUAGAUAAAAUUUGGGCAGAAUACAAUCUGGCUCAAGAGAAGAUCCAAACUUGUUAUAAUGAGAAUGAAGGAAAUAUUUUGAUUGCCCUAAGAAAUGAAGUGCAACAGAAGCUAUGCAUGGCAGUAGAAGUUUUUAUUCUGGAAGUAGAUGAGUUACCACUUAAUAAGCGCUUAAAAACACUGCAGGAUUUAUCUACCUCUUUAGAAGCAGUGUAUGGACAGGCCAAAGAAGGAGCUAACUCAGAAGAAAUACUUAGAAAAUUUUAUGACUGGAAGUGUGAUAAAGGAAAGGAGUUCACCAGUGUUAGGAAUGAAACAGAGGCUUCCCUCCAGCAUCUUGUAGCAUGGUUCCAGAGCAUCUUAAAGGUUUUUGAUCUGUCUUUGGAAAAAUCACUGACUUCUCAAGACACAAUUGGUGAUAUUGAUGAAAUCUUGGAAAAGACUGAGUCACAUGUCUGCAAAGAACUGGAGAUUUCUUUGAUUGAGCAACGUGAUGCAGACAAGGAGAUCAUUUUAAAUACAUAUAGUCAAGUACUGCAGAAGAUCUGUUCAGAGAAAAGGCUCAUUGCUGCACUACUAUCCAAGUACAAGGACAGUUGUGAGUUUAAAAAUCAGAUGAUUGAAUGUUUGAAUAAAAGCCCCAGUGUGGAACACUUGCUGUCCAUUAAGAAGACUCUGAAAGGUUUAAAAGCUCAACUGAGAUGGAAGUUGGUUGAAAAGAAUAAUUUGGAAGAAUCUGAUGACAAUGAUGGAUCUGAAAUUGAGAAAAUCAAGCAAGAAAUAACACUGUUGCGCAGCAGUGUCUUCCAGGAAAUUUAUCAUGAGAGGGAGGAAUAUGAGAAGCUGACUAACUUGGCUCAGAAAUGGUUCCCUGAGCUUCCGCUGCUUCAUCCUGAAAUAGGAUUACUUAAAUACAUGAAUUCUGGUGGUCUUCUUACUACAAGCCUAGAACGAGAUCUUCUUGAUGCUGAACCCAUGAAGGUACUUAGCAGCAAGCGUCCUUUGGUAUGCUCUGAAGUUAAUGGGCAGACAGUUCUCUUAAAGGUAAUUUUAAUUUUAAAAAGUGAGGUGAUUCAGAGAGCAGCCGGCUACCACAGAGCUUGGAGAGAAACUAAAGAAGAGUCUGGGUUGCUGCCAUUGAUAUUCCUGUUUUUGUGUAAGUCUGAUCCUAUGGCUUAUCUGAUGGUCCCAUACUAUCCUGAAGCAAACCUUAGUGCAGUUCAGGCCACUAGGCCUUUAUCUUCAGAAGAAGCUUUAAAAAUCAUGAAAGGUGUUGCCCAGGGCCUGCAUACAUUGCACAAGGCUGACAUAAUUCAUGGAUCACUUCAUCAGAACAACGUUUUUGCUUUAAAUCGUGAACAAGGAAUUGUUGGAGAUUUUGACUUCACGAAAUCUGUG